Molecule: messenger RNA, 594 nt
Organism: Penicillium angulare
Lineage: Eukaryota; Fungi; Ascomycota; Eurotiomycetes; Eurotiales; Aspergillaceae
Exons: 1
Coding region: 1-594 (197 amino acids)
Source: RefSeq, a predicted model, not a curated record
AUGUCGACGGAACAAGAUGAGUCGUCUGAAUUGACAGACCAUACUACCGAUGGUGCGACGACGUCUCAAGCAGCCACACUACCGUUGAUUCGGGAUACCAUGACCUUACAGGAUGCCCUAGAGCAAGAGGAGGACAUGCCUUUAGACCUAGAUUAUCCCCAGCAGCGGAUAUACUUCUUUGUGUCCUUAUAUGGUAACCGUGAAAGAAUUGUGAACAUUGUGUCAUAUCACCUUGGUCUAAGACCAUCUGACACUUGCUGGCUCGGCGAGGUAAAGGAAUGGAUACACGGCAGCUUUAAUGUCUGCAUUCCAGUCUAUAUCCGCAGACCAAAUCAACCCCCGGGGAAGUGUGCUCUCAUUAGGCUUCCUUUGCCAUACAAGAUUGGAGAAUUGGAGAACCCCGAAAAUAUGGACGAAAAGAUUCAAUGUGAAGCGGCAACUUUCAUUUGGAUGCAAGAACACUGCCCUGAAGUCCCAAUCCCCCAGCUGCAUGGAUUUGGCCUUGCUGAUGCACACAGCUUAUAUGAGCCUAAUUUAUUAAUACCAACGAGCCACUUUGAAGCUAAUGAAAUUAAUUCGGUUCACGACGCCUGA